Ilex paraguariensis (yerba mate) is the source of this 1713-nucleotide messenger RNA. The record is from the annotation of a GenBank genome assembly. Lineage: Eukaryota; Viridiplantae; Streptophyta; Magnoliopsida; Aquifoliales; Aquifoliaceae.
CUGAAGAUUUGGUGAUUGAUUAUUUGAACAACCAAUCGAAUCAUUUGCUUUUCUCUGAGGGAUUGCCACCAAAAUCCGAUAUCAGCGAAACGAAAUCCUAGCGGAGAGAAAAGACACGCAGUUUUCUUUUUCGCUUUAAUUUUCCCGAGAGAGGAACAACAGGACUAUAAUUUUUCUAGAGGGAGAUAAACAAAUAGAAACAAUAGGGGUCUGUUUGUCACGUAGGUCCCUAGCUCCGGGGCAACGAGCCACGUCGUCGGCAGUGGUGGUUCGAAGGCUCUCGUCCACAGCACCGUCGGCGGCGUUACCGGAAAAUACCAACGGCAGCCAGAGAAUGAAGGGUCUGUUCAAGUCGAAGCCCAAGACUCCCGUUGACAUUGUUCGGCAGACCCGCGAUCUCCUAGUCUAUGUCGAUCGCAAUCCAGAUAAUCGCGAAAGCAAGCGCGAGGAAAAGUUGAUGGAGUUAAGUAAGGUUAUCCGGGAGUUAAAGUCAAUUCUGUAUGGGAAUAGUGAAUCUGAACCUGUUUCAGAAGCUUGUGCACAGUUGACCCAAGAGUUCUUUAAAGAGAACAUGCUACGUCUACUGAUUAUUUGUCUUCCUAAAUUGAACUUAGAGGCUCGUAAAGAUGCCACUCAGGUUGUUGCGAAUCUGCAAAGACAACAAGUUCAGUCACGGCUCAUUGCUUGUGAUUACUUGGAAGCAAACAUCGAUUUAAUGGACAUUUUGAUGUCAGGUUAUGAGAACAUGGAUAUGGCUUUGCAUUAUGGUGCAAUGCUGAGGGAAUGCAUACGUCAUCAGAGUGUUGCAAGGCAUGUCUUGGAAUCUGAGCAUAUGAAGAAGUUUUUUGAUUAUAUGCAACUCCCAAAUUUUGACGUUGCUGCUGAUGCUGCGGCAACAUUUAAGGAACUCAUGACCAGGCAUAAAUCCACUGUAGCUGAAUUUCUUUCUAAAAAUUAUGAUUGGUUUUUUGCAGAGUAUAACUCGAAGCUGCUUGAAUCUAUCAAUUACAUUACCAGACGACAAGCUGUCAAGUUAUUAGGAGAUAUCUUAUUGGAUCGUUCAAACUCUGCUGUGAUGAUGCGAUAUGUCAGCUCAAAAGAUAACUUGAGGAUUCUUAUGAAUCUUCUGAGAGAGUCGAGCAAGAGCAUUCAGAUUGAGGCAUUUCACGUUUUUAAGAUAUUUGCCGCCAAUCAAAACAAGCCCCCAGAUAUUGUUAGCAUCUUGGUUGCAAAUAGAAGCAAGCUUCUCCGUCUGUUUGCCGAUUUUAAGUUAGAUAAAGAGGAUGAACAGUUUGAGGCAGACAAAGCCCAAGUCGUAAGAGAAAUUGCUGCUCUUGAGCCCAAAGAGCAUCCAUGAAUGCUGCUUCACUUUGUGGAUUAGCUAUCAUGGUAUGUUGUUCGGGUAAUUCAGUUGCGGUUUUUUCGGUAUUGAUGACACUUAAUUCAGUUGCGGUUUUUUCACGUUGUUUUUUUUCCCCCAAUAUUGUGUAUAUUUCAAUUAUGAAUGAUUCUGGGGAUGGAAAGAAAUAAAAAAAAAUAUUUGAACAUGAAAGUAGUUAACUGGAAGGGGUAAGUGCCAGUUUAUUGAUUGGUAAUAUGCGAUAAUGUAUUGCCUUAAUGUGUGCAUGAAUCUGUUGGAUAUCAAAUGGUUAUGGCCAUGCAUUAGUCAGGUGAAAAAAACCAAUGCUGCAUAUCCUUCAGUUGAAACUCAAU